Siniperca chuatsi (mandarin fish) is the source of this 1572-nucleotide messenger RNA. It is a transcript of the gene rdh12l, whose product is annotated as retinol dehydrogenase 12, like. The transcript is spliced from 7 exons. The coding region runs from base 308 to 1204 and encodes 298 amino acids. NCBI's taxonomy places the organism in Eukaryota, Metazoa, Chordata, Actinopteri, Centrarchiformes, Sinipercidae. The record is from RefSeq and is a predicted model, not a curated record.
AGAUCAGCUGGAACCGAAAACUCACCGCCCGUCCGGCGCAGCCCGUAUUCACAAUCGAACGUACACCCCGCAAAAGACGGACCCAAACUUAAAGUUAAACCAAUCAGUGUUGUCAUAGAGCGAUGAUGUCGCAGUCGAUUGGCUGAAAUCCCAGCCUGUCAAUCCACUAUUCAGUGAUACUUCCGCAUCGCCAGUUUUUUAACUUUACAAACCACAGACGCGUUUCGUCAGGUUUGGUGCGGUUGAAUCUGAGAUUAUAAUUUUGUUUUGAGGUCCAUCAACCACCUGGCUGCUGCAGUAAAGAGAGAUGCAGGCUAUAAGAAAUUUCUUCCGGACUGCCUGGUCCUCUGCUGAAAGGCUAGAUGACAAAACUGUGGUCAUCACUGGUGCCAACACUGGUAUUGGCAAAGAGGCAGCCAUCGACCUGGCAAAGAGAGGAGCAAAGGUCAUCAUGGCGUGCCGGGACAUGGAGAGAGCACAGGCCGCUUUGAAAGAAGUGAUUGAAAGCUCAGGCAACGAAAAUGUUGUUUGCAUGAAACUUGACUUGGCAGAUAGCAAGUCAAUAAGAGAAUUCGCUGAAGCCAUCAACAAAGGAGAGCCAAAACUCAACAUCCUCAUCAACAAUGCUGGUGUGAUGGUUUGUCCUUAUGGGAAAACAGCAGAUGGCUUUGAGAUGCAGAUCGGUGUCAAUCACUUGGGUCACUUCCUGUUGACACAUUUGUUGAUUGACCUGAUUAAGAGAUCGGCACCAGCCAGGAUUGUCACUGUAUCUUCCAUGGCUCACUCCUGGGGCUCCAUCAAUCUGGAGGACAUCAACAGUGAGAAGAGUUACAACAAGAAUGGGGCCUACUCUCAGAGCAAGCUAGCCAAUAUCCUCUUCACCCGCUCAUUGGCUAAGAGACUAGAAGGCACAGGUGUGACGACAUAUUCUCUCCACCCCGGAGUCGUCCAGACAGAUUUAUGGCGUCAUCUGAGUGGUCCUCAACAGGUUAUCAUGAAGCUCGCCAGUCCUUUCACCAAAAACUCUGUCCAGGGAGCUCAGACGACCAUUUACUGCGCGGUGGAACCAUCACUGGAGAAAGAGAGUGGCGGAUACUACAGUGACUGUGCUCCUGCCAACUGCUCAGCGGCCGGUAAAGACGACGACGUGGCACAGAAGUUGUGGGAGUUGAGCUGUCGGCUGCUGUCGAUAACGUGGGAAUGAGGCAACCUGGAUUCAAAAUAAAGUCUGUUGUGUUUCUUUACUAACUGAUGCGCUAUGUCUUAUUUCACUACUAUUGCCUGCCAAGAAAUUAUGUUAUUAUAAUAUGAGUUUUCUUAGUUACAUAUUUUUCCAACAGUUCUUGUAUGGAUUUGUGUUACAUACUAACAUGCUGUAUUUGCAUAACUAUUUCGUACUAAGAAAAUACUAAAUAUGUAAUUUGUGUAAAGUUUAUGAUACCACAAACUUAUAAUACUUUUCUAUAAAUUUUUAAAAUAUCUUUCUUGUAGUCAGAGUACAGGAUUGUCUACAUCUCGCAAAUGUUUUUCUGUACCUGUAUUUUCUGACAUUAAACACAGUGUUACACUCCG